Phaedon cochleariae (mustard beetle) is the source of this 2185-nucleotide messenger RNA. Lineage: Eukaryota; Metazoa; Arthropoda; Insecta; Coleoptera; Chrysomelidae. The record is from the annotation of a GenBank genome assembly.
UCUCUUAACGACAUGUCAGUGACAAGAACUGACAAGUCGAUUCCUGUCAGCUGACCCCGAGACCCCGUCAAAUUUGUGUGUGUCAAAAUAUUUGUAGGUUAUACAGAUAAGGUGGUGUCACAGAUUUUUAGUAUUACAAAACAAAGCAUACAGAAUGAAAAUAUUUUAAACGUGUAUUUUUACUAUUUUUUAAUAAUGUUUGUCGUAUCGAGUGUGAGGUAGCCCGAUGUGUAAUAUGUGCAGAUCAACUUUUGAUCAGUGAUUAUUUUUUGGUGCACAAAUAGUCCAUGGAGGACGACUGAUAUCUCAGGAAUCAUGAUUUUCUGAGAACUAUAGCAGUGCAAUAAUUUGAUAAACUAUCAGACUGCAUUUCAACCAAAACUAUUUUCCAUUCAAAAUUGCUCCUGAUGCUGUGAUAAGAUAAAAUGUGAUGUUGGGCACUCUCAAAACCUACUAACCCAUCUAAACCCCAGUUCUCACUACUUUAAAAAUCACAAAAUGGAUAAAGUGGAUCAGAAAACGAAAAAUUCAAAGCGCCAUGGUACCGCCGACACCCACGGCGCCAGACAUAACGUCAAUUCCAGCUCUGGGGUCCUAAUGGUGGGCCCCAAUUUCCGCGUAGGCAAAAAAAUAGGCUGCGGCAACUUCGGCGAAUUACGCCUAGGCAAAAACCUAUACAAUAAUGAACAUGUAGCUAUCAAAAUGGAAGCUAUGAAAUCCAAAGCACCACAACUGCACUUAGAAUACCGAUUCUAUAAACUCCUCGGCAGCCACGAAGGCAUACCGGACAUUUACUAUUUCGGACCGUGCGGCAAAUACAAUGCAUUGGUCAUGGAACUGUUAGGCCCCAGUUUGGAAGACCUGUUUGACAUGUGUGACCGAAAAUUCACCUUAAAGACUGUCCUCAUGAUUGCAAUACAACUCCUCUACCGUAUUGAAUACGUUCACUCUAGGCACCUAAUUUACAGAGAUGUAAAACCGGAGAAUUUCCUCAUAGGGCGUAGUAGCACAAAGCGAGAAAAAAUCAUCCACAUCAUCGACUUCGGCUUGGCCAAAGAGUAUAUAGAGCUUGAAACAAACAAGCACAUACCUUACAGAGAACACAAAUCCCUGACAGGUACCGCCAGGUACAUGUCCAUAAACACGCACCUAGGCAAAGAGCAGUCCCGAAGGGAUGACCUAGAAGCCCUAGGCCACAUGUUCAUGUACUUCCUACGUGGCUCCUUGCCCUGGCAAGGCCUCAAAGCAGACACCCUCAAAGAAAGGUACCAAAAGAUAGGCGACACCAAAAGAGCUACCCCCAUCGACGUCCUUUGUGAAGGACACCCCGAAGAAAUGGCUACAUACUUGAGAUAUGUAAGGAGACUGGAUUUCUUCGAAUCGCCCGACUACGAAUACCUGCGCAACCUCUUCAUCAGCUUAUUCAACAAAAAAGGCUACGUUGAUGACGGCGAGUUUGAUUGGUCGGGCAAGACUAUGACUACCCCGGUAGGCUCUCUCCCAGCCAAUCCCCACGAAGUAGCCGAAUCCCCGUACAGGGGCCUCAGCAAAACGAACAAGACCCACAUCUGGCCUGAAGCCUCCAAGCAGACCACCCUGGGCAACCUGACUCCAGCGGACCGACACGGGUCUGUCCAGGUGGUGAGCUCGACCAAUGGGGAACUUAAUGCUGACGACCCCACGGCGGGGCACAGCAAUACCCUCAUAGCACACCACCACGAGGUAGAGGUGGUGGACGAGACCAAGUGCUGCGGCUUCUUCAAGCGCAAGAAGAAGAAGAGCGUGCGAGCGAAGUGACUGCAGUGCAGCGAGACGGACCAGCACUUGGUGCUGUUGCCUUGCGGACAGAGCGGGGCCACGAUGACCGAGUGAGGUAUGCGCCAUGUCCAAAAUAAGGAUGUGUAUCAUGGGGGUCUCGAAAACCGUAAGAGAUAUGAAGAUGGUUGAAUUAGAGAAAAGUUGCGCAUUUUCUAGUAUACCGGGUGGCACAGCAGACAUGUAACAGUCUGUAGUUUUUUUAUUUGAAGAGUUGAAAGAUUGAAUUUCACAAGGGUUUUAUUAUCAAUGAUGGCGCUUUCCUUGAACCUAUUGAUGAUUUUCUUCAACCUGUUUGAUUGGAAGUAGACCCAACUUUUUUUUUUUUUCAAAUGGCACCCUGUAAAUUUCUGUAGCCUAUCUUAUUCGC